Molecule: messenger RNA, 594 nt
Organism: Penicillium riverlandense
Lineage: Eukaryota; Fungi; Ascomycota; Eurotiomycetes; Eurotiales; Aspergillaceae
Product: D-aminoacyl-tRNA deacylase
Exons: 3
Biological process (GO): tRNA metabolic process
Cellular component (GO): cytoplasm
Molecular function (GO): D-tyrosyl-tRNA(Tyr) deacylase activity
Source: RefSeq, a predicted model, not a curated record
GAAAUUGUCCGUUUCGGUCCAAAGCAGUCUGAUAUGAAAGCACCAGCCGUGCUCCAACGAGUCAAAUCGGCUUGUAUUAGCAUUGAUGAACACGCGGCUUUCUCGAUUGGGGAGGGUCUUCUCGUCCUGCUCAGAAUACAAAAGGAUAGUACUAAAAAUGAUGCGGAUUCGAUGGUUACGCGUAUUCUAAAUGCUAGGCUAUGGCCCGGACUAAACAGCAACAAUGUGAGCAACAGGUCGCUUAUCAGCUGCCAAGGAGACAAACAUUCAGGACAUAAAGGGGGAAGUGCUAUGUGGUAUGUCACUGCUAUUAGGCCUCACUUAUUAUGCUUCUCACGCCAGGUAGUGCCACAAUUUUUGCUCCGAGGCCGAGAAGGGGAAACCACGCCGGAAAAAGUUGAUGAAGCUGCGCACCAACUAUAUGAUUACUUCAUCGAACAGCUACGCGAAGCGUGCCGGCCAGAACAGGUGAAAAAUGGAGACCUGGAAUCGAAGAUGAAUAUUAAGCCGCUUGAGAAUCAACCUAUUUAUUUUAACUACCAGAGUGAAGACGAAAUGGUAUAUGCUUACCCUUACUUCGGUGCUAUGUGCUGA